Pipistrellus kuhlii (Kuhl's pipistrelle) is the source of this 17609-nucleotide messenger RNA. It is a transcript of the gene FAT4, whose product is annotated as FAT atypical cadherin 4. Gene Ontology annotation, biological process: homophilic cell-cell adhesion. Bases 1304 to 16390 code for a protein of 5028 amino acids. Lineage: Eukaryota; Metazoa; Chordata; Mammalia; Chiroptera; Vespertilionidae. The record is from RefSeq and is a predicted model, not a curated record. Gene Ontology annotation, molecular function: calcium ion binding. The transcript has 17 exons. Gene Ontology annotation, cellular component: plasma membrane; cell-cell junction.
GAGGAGAGGGAGGAGGACUCGGGGGCGCGGAGAGGGGCUCCCGAGCUCGGGCUGCACCGCCGCACAACCUCCCUCCAGCCCGGCGGGCGGGCGAGCGGCAGAGCGCUGACAGGCGCCGUCCCGAGCUGCCGCGGGCGGGCGCCGCCACUGCUCGGCGCGCCGCGUCCCCGCCUCCCCGCCGACGGCACCGGAGAAAGGGGGUCCAAUCGCCCCCAUCCCCAAACCUUAAAGCCUUGUGGAUUACAAAGUGAAACUGACCCGGGACCGUAAAAAGCAAAGAGCACCGGGGCAGGCAGGGAGGAGGCGCGCUAGCGGGGGCUCUGCCGGGGCCGCCCCGACCACGGUCUCCCCCUCGGCAUGCGGAGGGGAGGGGACGCGGGGACCGCACGCCGCCGCUGCUGCCGCCGCCGCCGGACCCCCCGCGAGGCCGCGAAGACCGGGGAACGACCUGCGCUCGCUGUGGAUGUACAAAUAACGGGCCGGCAGGCAGGCAGGCAGGCGGGGCUCCGGCUGAAGUGAAAUAAAACCAUGCCGAGGAGCGCGGCGGGACGGUGCCUGCGCCGGCUGCUGGGGCGGCGGCCGCGGCUGCCGGAGGAGGAGGAGGCGGCGGCGGAGCGCUCGCGGGCACCGGAGCCCUAGCGCCCGCACCGGGAGCGCCGUCCGCCCGCCGCCCCGGGCGCCUGGGGCCUCGCAGCGGCUCGUGCAGCCCCGCGGAGAGGCGUUCCUGGCGCGCUGGGGGGGCUCGCGGAGACCUCUGGGGGUCGACUCCAGCCUUUAGGGGAGGCAUUCGCUCACCUCCCGCCCCUCCCUGCACGCAGCCGUCCUCUGCCCGCGGCGCCACCCGCGUCGGUGCUCCCCUCCUCCGUCCGCGUCUUGGCCGCGGGGCGAGCUGCAAAGUUUCUGGAGAGUGUUUGCAGCGGUGGCUCCUACACCUUAGACACGGGCCACCUCUCCCAGCUCGUAGCCGCCUGGGGAGGACGCUCAGAGCCUCCAGACUCAGAACCAGCCUGAAGGGGGGGAAAUCCUGAGGUUUGAGAAACUUUUUUUUGGAACUCAGCAGCGCUCUGGAGCGCCCCGCGGAAUGCCCGACCGCCUCUCGCCCCCGCUUCUCUACGCGGCUACCUGGAUGGAGCCUUUCGCUGAGACUUGCUUCUGCUGGGCUGGAGGCUCCUUGAAAUAACAGAACUCUCCUCCCCGGACCAUCCGUUGCAUUUGCCGGGAUCCUCCAUCCCCCCGGCCGUUUGCAUUUUUGUUGCCUCUCCUAUUCCUCCUAUUGAUCGCGCCACUCCAGGGAGCCGCGAUCAUGGACUUGACCACACGCCGGGCUGCUGGCCGCGCCGCCGCCGCCGCCGGGCUCCCGCUGCCCACCACCCCCUCGACCCUGCAGCUCCUGCGCCUCGUCCUCGGGCUGCUGCUGUGCCUGCUCCCCGGACCGGCCCCGGUCGGCGGGGCCGAGCAGCGCCAGGUGUUCCAGGUGCUGGAGGAGCAGCCGCCCGGCACGCUGGUGGGCACCAUCCAGACGCGCCCGGGCUUCACCUACCGGCUCAGCGAGAGCCACGCCCUGUUCGCCAUCAACGGCAGCACGGGGACCCUGUACACCACGGCCACCAUCGACCGCGAGAGCCUGCCCAGCGACGUGAUCAACCUGGUGGUCCUGUCCAGCUCUCCCACCUACCCCACCGAGGUGCGCGUGCUGGUGUGGGACCUCAACGACAACGCGCCCGUCUUCCCGGACCCGUCCAUCGUGGUGGCCUUCAAGGAGGACAGCGGCAGCGGGCGCCAGGUCAUCCUGGACACGGCCACGGACGCGGACACCGGCUCCAACGGCGUGGACCACCACUCCUACCGCAUCGUGCAGGGCAACGAGGAGGGCCGCUUCCGCCUGGACGUGACCCUCAACCCGAGCGGCGAGGGCGCCUUCCUGCACCUGGUGUCCGAGGGCGGGCUGGACCGCGAGCUCACGCCGCAGUACCAGCUGCUGGUGGAGGUGAAGGACAAGGGCGAGCCCCAGCGGCGGGGCUACCUGCAGGUGAACGUGACGGUGCAGGACAUCAACGACAACCCCCCGGUGUUCAGCAGCUCCCGCUACCAGGCCGGGGUGCCCGAGGACGCGGCCGUGGGCGCUAGCGUCCUGCAGGUGGCGGCGGCGGACGCGGACGAGGGCACCAACGCGGACAUCCGCUACCGGCUGCAGGACGAGGGCACCCCCUUCCAGAUGGACCCCGAGACGGGGCUCAUCACGGUGAGGGAGCCCCUGGACUUCGAGGCGCGGCGCCAGUACUCCCUGACGGUGCAGGCGCUGGACCGGGGCGUGCCCUCGCUCACCGGGCGCGCCGAGGCGCUCAUCCAGCUCCUGGACGUCAACGACAACGACCCGGUGGUGAAGUUCCGCUACUUCCCCGCCACCUCGCGCUACGCCUCGGUGGACGAGAACGCCCAGGUGGGCACCGUGGUGGCCCUGCUCACCGUGACGGACGCGGACUCCCCCGCGGCCAACGGCAACAUCUCUGUGCAGAUCCUCGCUGGCAACGAGCAGCGCCACUUUGAGGUGCAGAGCAGCAAGGUGCCCAACCUGAGCCUCAUCAAGGUGGCCAGCGCCCUGGACCGGGAGCGCAUCCCUUCCUACAACCUCACGGUGUCCGUCUCGGAUAACGCCGGGGCGCCCCCUGCCGCGGCGGGCCGGGCGCGCUCCUCCGUGGCCAGCCUGGUGAUCUUCGUCAAUGACAUCAACGACCACCCUCCGGUCUUCGCCCAGCAAGUGUACAGAGUGAACCUGAGCGAGGAGGCGCCCCCGGGAAGCUACGUGAGUGGAGUGUCCGCCACGGACGGUGACUCCGGUCUCAAUGCUAAUUUGCGUUACAGCAUCGUCUCUGGCAAUGAGCUAGGCUGGUUCCAUAUCAGUGACCAUAGCGGCCUGGUGACCACCGGGGCUGCUGGGGGCUUGGACCGGGAAGUUGCUUCCCAGAUUGUGCUGAAUAUUAGUGCUCGGGACCAGGGCGUUCACCCCAAGGUCUCCUACGCCCAGCUGGUAGUCACUCUCCUGGAUGUGAAUGAUGAAAAGCCUGUGUUUAGCCAGCCAGAAGGGUAUGAGGUGUCUGUGGUUGAGAACUCCCCCACAGGGACAGAACUGCUGGUGCUCAGGGCGACGGAUGGGGACCUGGGUGACAAUGGGACGGUGCGUUUCUCCCUACAAGAGGCUGAGAAUGACCAGAGGUCUUUCCGGCUGGAUCCGGUGUCCGGGAGGCUGAGUACUAUCUCCUCCUUGGACAGAGAGGAGCAAUCCUUCUACUCCCUGUUGGUUCUGGCCACCGAUCUGGGCUCCCCUCCCCAGUCCUCAGUGGCUCGCAUAAAUGUGAGCCUCCUGGAUAUGAAUGACAACAGCCCUGUGUUCUACCCAGUCCAGUACUUUGCUCAUAUUCAGGAGAAUGAGCCCGGAGGUAGCUACAUCACCACAGUGUCUGCCACGGACCCGGACUUGGGUCUCAACGGAACUAUCAAAUAUAGCAUAUCAGCUGGCGACAGGUCUCGGUUUCAGGUCAAUGCUCAGAGUGGGGUUAUUUCUACAAGAAUGGCCCUAGACAGAGAAGAAAGGACAGCUUACCAACUACAAGUAGUGGCUAUGGAUGGUGGCAAUUUACAGUCUCCCAACCAGGCAGUAGUAACCAUCACCGUACUGGACACUCAGGACAACCCACCUGUGUUCAGUCAGGCUGCCUAUAGCUUCGUGGUCUUUGAGAAUGUGGCUCUGGGAUAUCAUGUGGGUAGUGUGUCUGCUUCCACCAUGGAUCUCAAUUCCAACAUCAGUUAUCUCAUUACUACUGGGGAUCAGAAAGGUAUGUUUGCUAUCAACCAGGUCACUGGGCAGCUCACCACAGGGAGUGUGAUUGACAGAGAAGAGCAGUCCUUUUAUCAGCUGAAGGUAGUGGCCAGCGGGGGCACAGUGACCGGAGACACUCUGGUUAAUAUAACUGUUAAGGAUUUGAAUGACAACUCCCCCCACUUCCUGCAGGCAGUAGAGAGUGUGAAUGUGGUGGAGAACUGGCAGGCUGGUCACAGCAUUUUCCAAGCCAAAGCUGUGGACCCUGACGAAGGUGUGAAUGGCAUGGUACACUAUAGCCUGAAGCAGAACCCCAAGAAUCUCUUUACUAUCAAUGAAAAGGAUGGGCACGUUAGUCUGCUAGGGCCCCUGGAUGUCCAUGCUGGUUCCUACCAGCUAGAGAUCUUGGCAUCUGAUAUGGGUGUUCCACAGCUCUCUUCUAGUGUCAUCUUAACGGUGUAUGUCCAUGAUGUGAAUGACAACCCGCCAGUAUUUGACCAGCUCUCUUACGAGGUCACCCUUUCUGAGUCAGAACCUGUGAAUUCUCGAUUCUUUAAAGUGCAAGCUUUUGAUAAGGACUCAGGAGCAAACGGUGAAAUUGCGUACAGCAUUGCUGAAGGAAAUACAGGGGAUGCUUUUGGCAUAUUCCCAGAUGGUCAGUUGUAUAUAAAAAGUGAACUGGACCGUGAACUUCAAGACAGAUAUGUCUUACUGGUUGUUGCUUCUGACAGAGCUGUGGAGCCCCUCAGUGCUACUGUGAACGUUACUGUAAUUUUAGAAGAUGUAAAUGAUAACAGACCUCUUUUUAACAGCACCAACUACUCGUUUUAUUUUGAAGAGGAGCAGAAAGCUGGGUCAUUUGUGGGCAAAGUAAGUGCUGUAGAUAAAGACUUUGGGCCAAACGGAGAAGUAAGGUAUUCAUUUGAAACGGUGCAGCCAGAUUUCGAGUUGCAUGCUCUUAGUGGGGAGAUUACAAACACUCAUCAGUUUGACAGGGAGUCUCUUAUGAGGCGCAGGGGGACUGCAGUGUUUAGCUUUACAGUCAUUGCCACAGACCAGGGGCUCCCACAGCCUCUCAAGGAUCAGGCCACUGUCCAUGUUUACAUGAAGGAUAUAAACGAUAACGCUCCCAAAUUUGUAAAAGACUUUUACCAAGCUACGAUAUCAGAGUCUGCGGCCAACCUGACACAGGUUUUAAGAGUAUCUGCCUCAGAUGUUGAUGAAGGUAAUAAUGGACUCAUCCAUUAUUCUAUAGUGAAAGGAAAUGAAGAAAGACAGUUUGCUAUAGAAAGUACCUCUGGCCAAGUGACCCUAAUUGGCAAAUUAGACUAUGAAGCGACACCUGCCUAUUCCCUUGUAAUUCAAGCAGUGGAUUCGGGGGCAGUCUCCCUCAAUUCAACCUGCACCUUAAAUAUUGAUAUUUUGGAUGAAAAUGACAAUACCCCCUCUUUCCCUAAAUCAACACUCUUUGUUGAUGUUUUGGAAAACAUGAGAAUCGGUGAGCUCGUGUCCUCUGUUACUGCCACGGAUUCAGAUUCCGGUGACAAUGCUGACCUGCACUACAGCAUUACUGGGACUAACAACCAUGGGACUUUCAGCAUUAGCCCCAACACUGGGAGUAUUUUUCUUGCCAAGAAAUUGGACUUUGAAACACAGUCUUUGUACAAAUUAAACAUCACAGCGAAAGACCAAGGGAGGCCUCCUCGCUCAUCUACAAUGUCAGUGGUUAUCCACGUGAGGGACUUCAAUGACAACCCUCCCAGCUUUCCUCCUGGGGAUAUUUUCAAGUCUAUUGUUGAGAACAUUCCCAUCGGUACGUCCGUCAUUUCAGUGACUGCCCACGACCCCGAUGCCGACAUUAAUGGGCAGCUAGCCUACACGAUCAUCCAACAGAUGCCGAGGGGCAGCCACUUUGGCAUAGAUGAAGUCAAAGGCACGAUCUACACCAGUGCUGAAAUAGACCGGGAAUUUGCUAACCUCUUUGAGUUAACUGUCAAAGCCAACGACCAAGCUGUGCCUAUAGAAACUAGAAGGUAUGCUUUGAAAAACGUGACCAUUUUGGUGACAGACCUCAAUGACAAUGUUCCAGUGUUCAUAUCCCAGAACGCCCUCGCUGCAGACCCUUCGGCUGUGAUUGGCUCUGUGCUGACCACCGUCAUGGCUGCCGACCCAGAUGAAGGUGCCAACGGAGAGGUGGAGUACGAGAUCAUCAAUGGGGACACAGACACCUUUGUGGUAGACCGUUUCAGUGGGGACUUGAGAGUGGCCUCAGCGCUGGUGCCUUCACAGCUGAUCUAUAACCUCAUCGUUUCAGCAACUGACCUUGGCCCGGAGAGGAGGAAGUCCACCACCGAGUUGACCGUCAUUCUGCAGGGCCUCGAUGGGCCUGUUUUCACUCAGCCCAAAUAUAUCACUAUUUUGAAGGAAGGGGAACCCAUUGGUACCAAUGUGAUAUCCAUAGAAGCAGCCAGCCCCAGAGGAUCGGAAGCCCCGGUGGAGUAUUAUAUUGUUGCGGUUCGUUGUGAAGAGAAAACCGUUGGGCGUCUCUUCACUAUUGGGCGACUGACUGGCAUGAUUCAGACAGCAGCCAUUCUGGACCGGGAGCAAGGAGCUUGCCUUUACCUGGUGGAGGUUUAUGCCAUAGAGAAAUCAACUGCUUUUCCCAGAACACAGAGAGCAGAGGUAGAAAUAACCCUUCAGGAUAUCAAUGACAAUCCACCCGUGUUUCCUACAGACAUGCUGGAUCUCACCGUGGAGGAGAACAUUGGAGAUGGCUCUAAGAUUAUGCAGCUCACAGCCAUGGAUGCUGACGAGGGUGCAAAUGCUCUCGUCACAUACACCAUCAUUAGUGGAGCUGAUGACAGUUUCCGCAUUGACCCUGAAUCUGGAGAUCUGAUAGCAACUAGGAGGUUGGACAGAGAACGCCGUUCCAAAUACUCCUUGCUGGUCCGUGCAGAUGAUGGUCUCCAGUCCUCAGAUAUGAGAAUCAACAUCACCGUCAGUGAUGUGAAUGACCACUCGCCCAAGUUCUCCAGGCCUGUGUACUCUUUCGACAUCCCAGAAGACACAACCCCAGGUUCUUUGGUAGCAGCUAUUUUAGCUACAGAUGAUGACUCUGGUGUGAAUGGAGAAAUUACAUAUAGUGUGAAUGAAGAUGAUGAAGAUGGCAUAUUUUUCCUGAAUCCAGUUACCGGAGUCUUUAAUUUGACUCGAAUAUUAGAUUAUGAAGCACAGCAAUAUUAUAUCCUCACUGUUCGAGCUGAAGAUGGUGGGGGACAAUUUACUACCAUCAGGGUUUAUUUCAAUAUACUAGAUGUAAAUGACAACCAACCUAUUUUCAGCUCGAGUUCAUAUAGCACAUCUUUAAUGGAGAAUCUACCUCUAGGAUCUACUGUUCUUGUGUUUAAUGUUACCGACGCAGAUGACGGCAUCAACUCCCAGUUGGCGUAUAGCAUUGCUUCAGGUGACAGCCUCGGGCAGUUUACAGUUGACCAGAACGGUGUGCUGACCGUCCUCAAAGCGUUGGACCGGGAAAGCCAGUCCUUUUACAACCUGGUCGUCCAGGUGCACGACCUGCCGCCUCUCCCGGCCUCCAGGUUCACCAGCACCGCUCAGGUCUCCAUUAUUCUGCUGGAUGUGAACGACAACCCACCGGCAUUUCUUUCCCCCAGACUGACGUACAUUCCGGAGAACACGCCCAUCGAUACCGUUGUUUUCAAAGCUCAGGCAACGGACCCGGACAGCGGCCCCAACAGCUACAUUGAGUACACCCUGCUGAACCCCUUGGGGAACAAGUUCAGCAUCGGGACCAUCGAUGGGGAAGUGAGGCUCACUGGCGAGCUGGACCGGGAAGAAGCUUCUAAUUAUACGCUAACGGUGGUGGCCACGGACAAGGGCCACCCGCCCCUCUCCUCGUCCUCAGAGGUCACGGUGAUGGUGCUGGACAUCAAUGACAACAACCCCGUCUUUGCGCAGGCUCUGUAUAAAGUGGAGAUUAAUGAGAACACACUCACAGGAACAGAUAUAAUACAGGUACAUGCCGCAGAUGGAGAUGAAGGCACGAACGGACAGGUUCGCUAUGGCAUCGUGGAUGGCAAUGCCAAUCAGGAAUUUCGGAUCGACUCUGUCACAGGAGCCAUCACUGUGGCUAAGCCGCUGGAUAGAGAGAAGACCCCUACGUACUCUCUAACUAUUCAGGCAGCAGAUCGGGGCAGCACCCCUAGAACAGAUACCUCCACGGUCAGCAUCGUGCUGUUGGAUAGCAAUGAUUUUGUCCCCGUAUUUGAGCUAUCUCCAUACUCCAUACAUGUCCCUGAGAACUUAGGGACACUACCCAGAACAAUCCUUCAGGUGGUGGCGAGAGAUGAUGACCAAGGUUCUAACAGCAAACUCUCCUACGUCCUGUUUGGUGGCAAUGAAGACAGUGCCUUCACUCUCUCAGACAGCGGGGAGCUCCGAGUGACACAGAGUUUGGACCGUGAGACCAAGGAGCAUUUUGUGUUGACGGUCACAGCUACAGAUUCGGGGUCCCCUGCCCUGACUGGAACUGGAACAAUCAAUGUCAUCGUAGAUGAUGUCAAUGACAACGUCCCCACUUUUGCCAGUAAGUUGUACUUUACGAUUCCCGAAGAUGCACCGACAGGAACAGACGUCCUAUUGGUCAAUGCCUCAGACGCGGACACAUCAACCAACGCCAUCAUUAGUUAUAGGCUCAUCGGUGGAAACUCUCAGUUCACCAUCAACCCAUCCACAGGACAGAUCAUCACCAGUGCGCUGCUGGACAGGGAGACGAGAGAAAAUUAUACCUUAGUGGUGGUUUCCAGUGAUGCUGGGUCCCCGGGGCCUCUUUCCAGUUCCACCAGCGUGCUGGUCACCGUGACUGAUGUCAAUGACAAUCCACCAAGAUUUCAACAUCACCCAUAUGUCACACACAUCCCAUCGCCCACUCUUCCAGGUGCCUUCGUCUUUGCGGUUACAGUCACGGAUGCUGACAUCGGACCCAAUUCUGAGCUGCAUUACUCUCUGUCGGGGAGAAACUCUGAGAAAUUUCACAUCGACCCGCUGCGGGGAGCUAUCAUGGCAGCCGGGCCGUUGAAUGGGGCUUCGGAAGUGACAUUCUCUGUCCAUGUGAAAGACGGCGGCUCGUUUCCAAAGACGGAUUCCACCACGGUGACUGUUAGGUUUGUGAACAAGGCAGAUUUCCCCAAAGCCAGGGCCAAAGAACAGACUUUCAUGUUUCCUGAGAACCAGCCGGUCGGCACGCAGGUCACCACUGUCACGGGGUCCUCCCUGAGAGGGGAACCUUUGUCUUAUUACAUCGCAAGUGGGAACCUUGGCGGCACAUUCCAGAUUGAUCAGUUAACGGGGCAGGUGUCCAUUAGUCGGCCUCUGGAUUUUGAAAAGAUGCAAAAGUAUGUGGUGUGGAUAGAGGCCAGAGAUGGAGGUUUCCCUCCUUUCUCCUCUUAUGAGAAACUCGACAUAGCCGUAUUAGAUGUCAACGAUAAUGCCCCGAUUUUUAAGGAAGAUCCAUUCGUAGCUGAAAUAUUGGAAAACCUUUCUCCUCGAAAAAUACUUACUGUCUCAGCAACGGACAAGGACAGUGGGCCCAAUGGACAGUUAGAUUAUGAUAUUGUUAAUGGCAACAAAGAACACAGUUUCAGCAUCGAUCAUGCCACUGGGGAAAUUAGAAGCAUCCGGCCUCUAGACAGGGAAAAGGUGUCCCAGUAUGUGCUCACCAUAAAGUCCUCAGACAAAGGCUCCCCUUCUCAGAGCAGCUCAGUCAAGGUCAUCAUUCACAUUUUAGAUGAAAAUGAUAAUGCCCCAAGGUUUUCUCAGAUCUUUAGUGCCCAUGUUUCUGAAAACUCCCCACUAGGAUACACAGUUACACGUGUCACGACUUCUGAUGAAGACACUGGGGUAAAUGCCAUCAGCAGAUAUUCUAUCAUGGACACGAGCCUCCCAUUUACCAUUAAUCCCAGCACAGGGGAUAUUGUCAUUAGUAGACCUUUAAAUAGAGAAGAUACCGACCGUUACAGAAUCCGAGUCUCUGCACAUGAUUCCGGCUGGACUGUAAGUACAGAUGUCACGAUAUUUGUGACAGAUGUCAAUGACAAUGCUCCGAGAUUUAGCAGGCCCUCCUAUUAUUUAGAUUGCCCCGAACUUGCUGAAAUCGGCUCCAGAGUGACGCAGGUGUCCGCAACCGAUCCUGAUGAGGGGUCAAAUGGACAAGUGGUUUAUUUUAUAAAAUCUCAGUCAGAGUAUUUCAGGAUUAAUGCCACCACAGGAGAGAUUUUCAAUAAACAGAUCUUGAAAUACCAAAACGUCAGCGGCUUCAGUAACGUGAACAUCAACAGACACAGUUUCAUAGUGACAUCUUCCGACCGAGGUAAUCCUUCCCUCCUCAGCGAGACCACCGUCACCAUCAACAUCGUGGAUAGUAAUGACAAUGCACCCCAAUUUCUUAAAAGUAAAUAUUUCACUCCGGUCACCAAAAACGUGAAAGUUGGUACCAAGUUAAUCAAAGUUACUGCAGUAGACGAUAAAGAUUUCGGGUUGAAUUCUGAAGUGGAGUAUUUUGUGUCCGGUGAAAAUCAUUUGGGGAAAUUUAAGUUGGACAAUAACACAGGGUGGAUUUCCGUAGCGUCUUCCCUCAUCUCUGACUUGAAUCAAAACUUUCUGAUCACUGUCACUGCCAAGGAUAAAGGAAACCCUCCACUUUCAUCCCAAGCAACGGUUCAAAUCAUUGUCACGGAGGAAAACUACCACACUCCGGAAUUCUCUCAAAGCCACAUGAGUGCCACCAUCCCAGAAAGCCACAGCGCUGGGGCCGUUGUCAGAACGGUUUCUGCAAGAGACAGAGAUGCAGCGAUGAAUGGCCUGAUUCGAUACAGCAUUUCUUCCGGAAAUGAAGAGGGCAUUUUUGCCAUCAAUUCCUCCACAGGUGUCUUGACGCUAGCCAAAGCUCUUGAUUACGAGCUCUGCCAGAAACAUGAGAUGACUAUCAGUGCUACUGAUGGCGGGUGGGUGGCAAGGACAGGUUACUGCAGUGUGACUGUCAAUGUGCUCGAUGUGAAUGACAAUUCUCCAGUGUUCCUCCCUGAGGAGUAUUUCCCCACUGUUUUGGAAAAUGCCCCAAGCGGGACCACCGUUAUCCACCUCAAUGCAACGGAUGCUGACUCUGGCACCAACGCUGUGAUUGCAUACACUGUACAGUCAUCUGACAGCGACCUCUUUGUCAUUGACCCCAACACGGGCGUCCUCACCACUCAAGGCUUCUUGGAUUUUGAAACCAAGCAGAGCUACCACCUCACUGUGAAAGCUUUCAAUGUCCCCGAUGAGGAAAGGUGCAGUUUUGCCACGGUUAAUGUACAAUUAAAAGGGACAAAUGAAUAUGUGCCUCGCUUUGUUUCCAAACUCUACUAUUUUGAAAUCUCAGAAGCGGCUCCUAGAGGUACGAUUGUUGGAGAAGUCUUUGCCAGUGACCGGGACUUGGGCGUUGACGGGGAGGUACAUUAUUUGAUUUUUGGAAACAGUAGGAAGAAGGGUUUCCAGAUCAAUAAGAAGACUGGACAGAUUUACGUGUCUGGACUUCUUGACAGAGAGAAAGAAGAAAGGGUAUCUUUGAAGGUAUUGGCCAAGAAUUUUGGCAGCAUUCGGGGUGCAGACAUAGAUGAGGUCACUGUGAAUAUCACUGUGCUCGAUGCCAAUGACCCGCCCAUCUUCAGUUUAAAUGUCUACAGCGUUCAGAUCAGCGAAGGGGUCCCGACAGGAACGCACGUGACCUUUGUCAGCGCCUUUGACUCAGACUCGGUCCCCAGCUGGAGCAGGUUCUCUUACUGCAUCGGGUCAGGGAACGAAAACGGCGCCUUUUCCAUCAACCCGCAGACGGGCCAGAUCACGGUAACUGCGGAGCUGGAUCGAGAGACCCUCCCCGUCUAUAACCUGACCAUGCUGGCUGUUGAUUCAGGGACCCCCUCCGCCACAGGGAGCGCCACUCUCUUAGUCACCCUGGAAGACAUAAACGACAACGGGCCGCUGCUGGCCAUCCGGGAAGGAGAAGUUAUGGAAAACAAACGCCCGGGCACCCUGGUGAUGACCCUUCAGUCCACCGACCCGGACCUCCCUCCCAACCAAGGCCCCUUCACCUACUACCUGCUGAGCACGGGGCCCGCCACCAACUAUUUCAGCCUGAACACCGCCGGCGUGCUGAGCACCACCAGGGAGAUCGACCGGGAGCAGAUCGCAGACUUCUACCUGUCCGUGGUCACCAGGGACUCCGGGGUGCCUCAGAUGUCCUCCACGGGGACCGUGCACAUCACCGUGGUGGACCAGAACGACAACCCCUCCCAGCCUCGGGCGGUGGAGAUCUUUGUUAACUACUACGGCAACGUGUUCCCCGGGGGGCUGCUGGGCUCUGUGAAGCCGCAGGACCCCGAUGUGCUGGACACCUUCCACUGCUCCCUGACCUCGGGGGUGACCAGCCUCUUCAGCGUCCCCAGGGGCACGUGUGACCUGCAUUCCCAGCCGAGGUCCACCGACGGCACGUUCGACCUGACCGUCCUCAGCAGCGACGGCGUCCACAGCGCGGUCACCAGCAGCAUCCGCGUCUUCUUCGCCGGCUUUUCCAACGCCACCAUCGACAGCAGCAUCCUCCUGCGGCUCAGCGUGCCGUCGGUGAGGGACUUCCUGACCAACCACUACCUUCCCUUCCUGCGCAUCGCGGGCUCGCAGCUCACGGGCCUGGGCACCGCCGUGCAGCUCUACGGGGCCUACGAGGAGGACAACCGGACCUUCGUCUCCGCGGCCGUGAAGCGGGGCCACAACCAGUACGUGAACCCCAGCGGGGCGGCCACCUUCUUCGAGAGCAUCAAAGAGGUGCUCCUCCGGCAGAGCGGGGUGAGGGUGGAGUCCGUGGACCACGACCCGUGCGCCCGCGGGCCGUGCCAGAACGGGGGCAGCUGCCUCCGGAGGCUGGCCGUGAGCCCCGCGGUCCGGAGCCACGAGAGCCUCCCGGUCAUCGUCGUGGCCAACGAGCCUCUGCAGCCGUUCCUGUGCCAGUGCCUGCCGGGCUACGCGGGCAGCGGGUGCGAGACCGACAUCGACGAGUGUCUCCCGUCCCCUUGCCACAACGGCGGCACCUGCCACAACCUGGUGGGAGGGUUUUCCUGCAGCUGCCCCGACGGCUUCACCGGGAGGGCCUGCGAGCGAGAUGUCAACGAGUGCCUGCCCAGCCCUUGUAAGAACGGCGCCGUCUGCCAGAACUUCCCCGGGGGCUUCCACUGCGUCUGCAAAACCGGGUACACAGGGAAAAUGUGUGAAUCUUCAGUCAAUUACUGUGAAUGCAACCCCUGCUUUAAUGGUGGUUCCUGCCAGAGUGGUGUGGAGUCCUACUAUUGCCACUGUCCCUUUGGUGUGUUUGGAAAACACUGCGAGUUGAAUAGUUACGGAUUUGAGGAGUUAUCUUACAUGGAAUUUCCCAGCUUGGACCCCAAUAACAACUAUAUUUAUGUCAAAUUUGCGACGAUUAAAAGUCAUGCUUUAUUGCUUUACAACUAUGACAACCAGACAGGAGACCGGGCUGAGUUUUUGGCCCUUGAAAUUGCUGAAGAGAGACUAAGAUUCUCUUACAAUUUAGGCAGCGGAACAUAUAAACUCACCACCAUGAAGAAGGUGUCAGAUGGACAUUUUCACACCGUGAUUGCCAGGAGAGCGGGAAUGGCAGCUUCCUUAACUGUGGACUCCUGUUCUGAGAACCAAGAACCAGGAUACUGCACUGUCAGCAACGUGGCCAUCUCAGAUGACUGGACUCUUGACGUUCAGCCAAAUCGAGUCACGGUUGGAGGUAUCAGAUCCCUAGACCCAGUUCUUCAGAGGAGAGGGCACGUGGAAAGCCAUGAUUUCAUUGGGUGCAUCAUGGAGUUUGCAGUGAACGGAAGGCCUCUGGAACCCAGCCAAGCUCUGGCUGCUCAAGGCAUCCUAGACCAAUGCCCCAGACUGGAAGGCGCAUGUACUCGCAGCCCCUGCCAGCACGGCAGCACGUGCACGGAUUACUGGUCAUGGCAGCAGUGUCACUGCAGAGAGGGGCUGACCGGCAAAUACUGUGAAAAAUCUGUCACUCCUGACACUGCCCUGUCAUUGGAAGGCAAAGGGCGCUUGGACUACCACAUGAGCCAGAAUGAGAAGCGGGAGUAUCUGUUAAGACAGAGCAUCCGAGGGGCCACGGUGGAGCCUUUUGGUGUGAACAGUCUGGAAGUAAAGUUCAGGACAAGAAGCGAGAAUGGCAUUUUAAUCCAUAUCCAAGAAAGCAGCAAUUAUACUACAGUGAAGAUUAAGAAUGGCAAAGUCCAUUUUACAUCAGAUGCAGGAAUUGCUGGGAAAGUGGAGAGAAAUAUUCCUGAAGUGUAUGUAGCUGAUGGCCACUGGCAUACUUUUCUAAUCGGAAAAAAUGGAACAGCCACAGUACUGUCCAUCGACAGGAUAUACAACAGAGAUAUUGCCCACCCUACCCAGAAUUUCGGUGGCCUCGAUGUGCUCACUAUAUCCCUUGGAGGAAUUCCACCCAAUCAAGCUCAUCGAGAUGCUCAAACAGGUUUCGACGGCUGCAUCUCCUCCGUGCUGUACGGGGGCGAGAGCCUGCCUUUCAGCGGGAAGCACAGCUUGGCCUCCAUCUCCAAGACGGACCCCUCGGUGAAGAUCGGCUGCCGGGGGCCCAACAUCUGCGCCAGCAACCCCUGCUGGGGCGACCUGCUGUGCAUCAACCAGUGGUACGCCUACAAGUGCGUGCCCCCGGGGGACUGCGCCUCGCACCCGUGCCAGAACGGGGGCAGCUGCGAGCCGGGCCUGCACGCGGGCUUCACCUGCAGCUGCCCGGAGUCGCACACGGGCAGCACCUGCGAGACGGUGGUGGCUUGCCUGGGCGUCGUGUGCCCGCAGGGGCGCGUGUGCCAGGCCGGCAGCCCCGGAGGAGGAGGAGGAGGAGGGCACGUCUGUGUGCUGGGCCCGGGCCCGGAGGAGCUCUCCCUGCCGCUGUGGGCCGUGCCCGCCAUCGUGGGGAGCUGCGCCACCGUGCUGGCCCUCCUGGUCCUCAGCCUCAUCCUCUGCAACCAGUGCCGGGGCAAGAGGGCCACCAAGCCCCCCAAGGACGAGAAGAAGCAGCAGCCUCCCAAGGAGAAGAAGAAGAAGAAGAAGAAAAAGGGGAGCGAGAACGUGGCCUUCGACGACCCGGACAACAUCCCCCCUUACGGGGACGACAUGACGGUGAGGAAGCAGCCCGAGGGGAACCCCAAGCCGGACAUCAUCGAGCGGGAGAACCCCUACCUCAUCUACGACGAGACCGACCUCCCCCACAACCACAGCGCGGCCGCCGCCGCCAGCGAGACCCUGCCCAGCGCCCCGCUGGCCUCCCCGGAGCAGGAGAUGAUGCUGGAGCACUACGACAUCGACAACGCCAGCAGCAUCGCGCCCUCGGACGCCGACAUCGUCCAGCACUACAAGCAGUUCCGCAGCCACACGCCCAAGUUCGCCAUCCAGCGGCACAGCCCGCUGGGCUUCGCGCGCCAGUCCCCGCUGCCCCUGGGCGCCAGCAGCCUCACCUACCAGCCCGCCUACGGCGGCCCGGGCCUGCGGACCAGCUCCCUGAGCCACUCGGCCUGCCCCACGCCCAACCCCCUGUCCCGCCACAGCCCCGCGCCCUUCUCCAAGUCCUCCACCUUCUACCACCGCAGCAGCCCGGCCCGCGAGCUGCACCUGCCCCCGGGGGUGCGCGAUCGGGACGGCACCGUGGCCGAGAUGCACGGGGACGCCUGCCAGCCGGGCCUUUUCAACUACCCCACGCGGCUGGGGAGGAGGAGCAAGAGCCCCCAGGCCCUGGCCCCCCCGCACGGCUCCAGGCCCGGGAGCCGCCUGAAGCAGCAGCAGCAGCAGCAGCAGCAGCAGCCCAUGGGCCAGAUGCCGCUGGAGUCCUCCCCGCCCGUGGGACUGUCCAUCGAGGAGGUGGAGAGGCUCAACACCCCGCGCCCCAGGAACCCGAGCAUCUGCAGCGCGGACCACGGCCGCUCCUCCUCCGAGGAGGACUGCCGCAGGCCGCUGUCCCGGACCCGGAACCCCGCCGACGGCAUCCCGGCCCCGGAGUCGUCCUCCGACAGCGACUCGCACGAGUCCUUCACCUGCUCGGAGAUGGAGUACGACCGGGAGAAGCCGAUGGUCUACACGUCCAGGAUGCCCAAGUUGUCCCAGGUCAACGAGUCGGAUGCCGACGACGAGGACAACUACGGCGCCAGGCUGAAGCCCAGGAGGUACCAUCACCACGGCCACGGCCGCAGGGCCGAGGGGGCGCCCGUGGGCGCGCAGGCCCCCGCGGCGGCCGCCGACAGCACCCUGCCCCUGAAGCUGGGGCAGCAGGCAGGGAAUUUCAACUGGGACAACCUCUUGAACUGGGGCCCCGGCUUCGGGCACUAUGUGGACGUGUUUAAAGACCUGGCAUCUCUCCCAGAAAAGGCAGCGGCCAGCGAGGACGGCAAAAGCGGGACGAGUCAGCCUGUCCCCAAAGACGGGGAAGCAGAACAGUAUGUGUGAGCGACCGGUGAGGGGGGCAGGACACAAAGACAGAGACACAAGGGGUGGCCCAGAGGCCCUCAGGGCAGGGCGGGUCGUGUUUGCAAAGCCGGCCAGGAAGGACUGACAGGUGCUGGAGGGAGACUGAAAAAUAAUAACCACAAUGCUGCUGAAACCGGCUCGGAACAGCUCUCUCUCUAUUCAUGUAAACGCGCUCCGUGGAGUUUAUGGUCCUGCAUGCAUGCUGCGUGUGGUGUGACUCGUGAUAGGGGCGCAGCAUUCGGAAGGGUUUUCUUUCUUACUUUUGACCAAGGCCCCGCGGUGUGACUUUGAACAUGACUCCCAUGGCCAUUGCAGACAUGAACCUGUCGCUGUCACGGUGGGGUUGUGUAUUGUUGCCGUUGUGUUGCUAUUGUUAUGUUUUUGCAUUGCCAGACCCCUGAGGUUCAACCAAUCCUUGUAGCUUUGUAGCCAAGAGCCCUCCUCAUACCCCUUGAACGAAAGACUAAGUAUUAACACUUUUCAGGAUCAUAGUCUCCCUAUUCGAUGCUUAUCGAGAACGUCUGAGGGUUUGGAAUACCUUGUAUAUGACCUUGGGUACUAAAAUGAAGUCACAUGGUGUUCAGCACUUUAGAACUUUCUUACGGAAAUUGAGUUAAAACUUCUGAAUCUUUUCUGUGUAAAACAGGGGUGCUCGUAUUUUCAUGAGGCGUCCGCUAAGGAGCAAAGUGAUUGCAUGUUGUCCCAGAACCCUGCCGCCUGCUGCCGUGGAAUAAGGCCCAGCCGCGCCUCUCAGAGACACUUUUGAAAGUUAUUUAUUAAAAAAAAUGUUCUAUGCUUUUAAAUUUUUAAAGAUUUGACCUAAGCAAAGCCUAUGAUUGGACAUACUUUUCAACCAGUUAGCAUUUACCCCAAGUACCCAGUUUUUAUAAUUUAUAUAGAGUCAAAUUUCAUCACUUCUUGCUUUCUGUCAUUUUGUAGAUCAUUUUUUAAUACCUUGUAAAAACGUGUUUUGUGUUUUUGGGUUGUUUUUUUUUUUUACACCUAAGCUGUGUUUUUGAUACUGAUAUUUUCUUAUGCUGAAUAGUUUUCUUACUUUCUGGGAAGGUAAGAAAAUACUUUUUUUACAUUUGUUACUUAUGUAACGUUCAUAUUUUUCACAUUUUUGAUAUUUGUAACAUACUGUAUGCUUUCUACUUGUAAAAUGCCAACAAUAGAAUUAAAAUAUUUAUUUAAAAUA